Symbiodinium sp. CCMP2456 is the source of this 2991-nucleotide messenger RNA. NCBI's taxonomy places the organism in Eukaryota, Dinophyceae, Suessiales, Symbiodiniaceae. The record is from the annotation of a GenBank genome assembly.
AUGGGAAAACGUGGUGCCGGUGCCGAUUCCGGUGCUGCCAAGGCAAAGGCUUCGAAGGUCCCACGUCGCAACUCGACCGACGAGGUGGACUCUCAGGUGGCCAAGGCCUUGGUCGCAGCAGAGGCAAUACCCUGGUGGGGGGAUGCGACACUACUGCUUGAGAAGAUCCUAGGCAAUCGGGGGGCUGCCCACUUUUUUGAGACUAAGUUCCCGAAUGUGGAGGCCCGGAAAGCCCUGGCUGAGAGGUUCUUGCAAGCCUUUCCCCUGCCAAGCUCCCAGACCCUCUCCUCCGAUCUGAGCAGCGGUGUCAAGACUUUGCAGUUUUGGCAGACAUGCUGGCAUCCGCAAGGCGGGAACCGUGGCAUGGCCAGCAACGACGUGUUCAGUAGCCUGGUGCAGUUAAUCCUCUUGCAGGGCUUCAAAACAGACGCCUCGCUGCUGGCUGGAACGGAGUACCCUGUUCUGCAAGCAGUUCAGCCGGUAUACUUCGAUUCUCCUUGGGACACCCCCGAGUUGGUUCCAAACACCAUGGGCUUGAACUCCGUGGCCCUGCUCAAGGGCUGGACAAGAUGCCUUGCCAUGACAACCGCCGCCUUUAUCAUCACCGAGCUCAACGUGGUGGAUUACUACAAACAGCAGCUCCCCGAGCAGUACCAGAGCUAUUGUGUCAUGAAAGGCAUGGUGCCAUCUGGUGGAGGGGGGUCCGAGAUUGAUCGCAUCGCCGCACACCGGGACAUCACCAUGGCCUCCGUCGUGACGAGAACGGCUCCACACUGCUUUAAUACUCUGCAUCAACUCUAUCGCAGAGUGCGGCAUGGCGAAACCAUCGAACAGGUGGUGAAAGCCUACGAAAAUCCGAAGUCCGUCAGGUCGGUCCUAGGCAUGGGACCCGCCGAGUCCCAAGCUGUGGUGAACCUUGUGCACUUCAUCCCGGUCGGGGCGAAGGAGAUCCUCACACAAGCAGCCGUGGAAUUUGGCAUGAAGAAAGGGGUCUUGAGCCACGCCGGACUGGGCUGCUUGGCUAUGAGAGUGGGCCACUGCUUGGACAGCACGGUUCCGGAUUGGAAAGAACGCUUAUGCUUGACAAGCAGCUCAGUCCUACUCACCUGCCGCCGACUGGUGGAGGACUACCGAGCACAAGCUGCAGGCAUGAGGAAAACGAAUGGCCCAAACGAGGUUGCAAGAAUGAGCAGGAUCUGCAAGGUUUGGGAGGUCGUUCUUGCCGAGCUCCGGACCCAGUUGACCACCGAGCAGUACGGGAAUUCCGAGAAGAACCUGCACAAGGCUUUCGAGACCGGUGCAUUCGAUGAUCAGCUGUACCAGAUGGCUGUGGAAUGCCCCGCGACAAUCAACCUACAAGACAUCCCCGACAUUGCCGUGCUGCUGCAGACCCAUGCCAGCGAGAUCGAGAAGGCCGCGAUUGCCAAGUCGAAGGCCCUUCAAAUCCAAGUGGAAGCCGCCACGUUCAACAAGAUGGAAAACGAUCUCUCGGAUGACAAGGACAAAUUGCUGGACUGGGCCAAGAAGGAACACCAGAGGACAGCUACAGCUGCCAGUGUCGUUCUGAGUCACCAGCGAAAACGGUACAUCAAAGGCCUGGCCGCCGUCGAGGCUCACAUGGAUUCCUGGCUGCAAGUGGUUACUGCCCCUCAAUCCGAGUGGGAGAUGAAGGUGGCCGAGUUUCGCAAGAACGUUUUUGAGAGAGUUGGGGUCGCUGCAGCAAAAAGGUUCUUGCUCCUGGUGGUGGACCUGUCUAUCACGCCGACCAAUGGCGAAAUCGACGAGAUUGUGAAGUUCGCUGCAAGCAUGCUUCACGCCAGUGGCCAGAAUGCACUCUUCUACCUGCUCCCUCAGCAGUACAACAGGAACCAAGCAAUGACGGCAGUCCUUUCGGGGCAACGCCGAAUCGAGGACAAACUCCUCGCAGCGGGGAUCUGUGUGGAGAACCCCAUUGGCAUCCAUUACCACAUCGACGGGAUGCACGCCAGCGACAGACGCCGCCUAGCAGCACAAGCUCGCCUAGCCGUGAGUUCCAAAGUUCACGCAGAUGGCUGGCUACAGUCUGCAGUUUCAAGGGGCAAGAUAGACGGGGUACCGUUGGUCAGGGUCCGCGAAAUGAAAAAAUUGAGCAUGCCCGGCUCGGUAUGUUCACAGGAUUCUUGGGAGCUCUCUCCACAAGAACGUCUCCUGCAGAGAGGGCCCGAGGCAGCAGCCGCCAUCCUCGAGAACGUCAUCAAGGACACCGUUGUCACUGGAUCCGAUUCUGUGCUGACUGUCGUGGAGGCAAGAAUGGCUCCAAACUGUGCAGACUGGGCAGAGGGAGUGUUGCAGCUCAAGGACAAGUGGGCUACGCAAAGCGACAAACCGGUCCUGUCCUACAUCGGCUUGUGCAAGGACACGAAUGCAGUGAGGCCGCACUUGCAGACUCUUCUCAUGCAGCAGUGGUGGCCUCAGCAGCCGCAAGCUGGACCGCCGGAGCCAACUUCGCAACCUCUGGAGUUUCCAGAGGUCAAGCUUGCGACUUUUCAGGAUGGAGUUCCCUCGCUACCGCCCAUCGUUGUUUCCAAGUUCGACGGCAACGAGACCUUUUCGGACAAAUGGAAUGCUUUGGUCGCUGACUUCAGGCAAUGCAUCAAAGAUCAAGUGAUUCCCAGGAUCGCGGUUUCGAUCCCGAGCCCCGGUGCUGCUCAGUCUCAGUCGGCUAGUGGUGGCCCUGGUGGGCCCGACUUCAGCCACCCGCCUUUCGUGCCGGAGCCCUCGAGAGUUAUCUUCCCCAACCAGCCCGCUGCCGAGUUCAACUUGGACAAUGUGCUGUUCUCCGUCAAGGGCACAAAAACUUUGCCGGCUAUGCACAUCACGAAGGACUGGGAGCUCUACUUGAGUGUGGAGGCCACUCUGAGCUUGGAGCCCUCGGAGAUCUGUGGAUUCAACGUGGGGGACCUGUUCAAAGGCACGCUUCUGCUUGUUUCAUUAAGACCCCUGAACCCUUAA